Botrytis cinerea B05.10 is the source of this 1442-nucleotide messenger RNA. RefSeq names its product Bcgrx1 (gene Bcgrx1). The record is from RefSeq and is a predicted model, not a curated record. Gene Ontology annotation, cellular component: cytoplasm; nucleus. Lineage: Eukaryota; Fungi; Ascomycota; Leotiomycetes; Helotiales; Sclerotiniaceae. Bases 978 to 1295 code for a protein of 105 amino acids. The transcript is spliced from 3 exons. Gene Ontology annotation, biological process: cellular response to oxidative stress. Gene Ontology annotation, molecular function: glutathione disulfide oxidoreductase activity.
GAGCAUGGUCGAGGACCUGGGAAGGACGUAAGAUACAGGAUGUAAUCGACACGAAGAAUGUAUCAAUCUCUUGCUUGCUCGACUCACUUGAUGCGCCCCAGGCAUCUGCUAUCUCGCAUCUACUAUCUAGCAUCUACUCCAAACUCUCCCGUUGUCGUUUCCACGCCCUCCAAAUCGGUGCGUCUAGUCAUCAUCCAUAUCAAAUAGAUCACCGGGCGGUGUGCCAACGCAUGUUGUUCGGAGCAGAUCAAUCAGAGCACCUGGUGGAAGUAAGCAGCAAUUGCCUCACUCCUCUUGCAGUUGCAGGCUCCAUUCUGCCUUGUGAUAUAUCCAGUGCGAGACCGUGAUGUUGAUAUCACACUGCAAUAUGAUAUAACGUUGCUCUCGCUAUCACCGCUCUGUGUUGCUAUUGCUGUACUGUACAUGCUCUAGCUAAUGUGAGGAGUAAAUGGCCAGCAAAGAACUCAAAUCAUUAGACCACACUCCCUUCAUACAGUCAAAGUCCACAACUCCUUUCGCUCAGAGCUCCCAGCCGAUCGUCCAAAUGCACCCGUCCAUUCCUUCCUUCCACGUCUGCCAUGCCUGUCCCGUGACGCAAUAUCCCAAUAAAAUCGGCAAUCACGCCCAGACAAGAAGUUGGUGAUUAAUCAACCCUCCGUCGUCCAUUUCUAGAACAUCGCCGCCCCUCAGCCAAUUGCUAAUCAACGCAUCCAUCCACAUCGAUCCAGCCCACCCCUCCUUACCAAGCCAGCCGCCAAAAUUCAAAAAGAUCAACCACCACACGCAAACAAACCAUCCAUCUCAGCACCCCCAAAACAUUUCAUCUCCCAUUCCGGAACUCCCCAUCCCGUUUACAUAUAAAGCUCUCCACCCCCACCGCACCUACAAGACCUAGGUAUACACCGGUCUCCUACCAAUUGCCCAUCAUUAAUUUCCUCCGUCGCUUCUUCACCACCACUCCCAUCAGCGCCGCCAGAAUGUCUGCUGCUCAAACCAAAGCCGAUGGCAUCAUUGCCGACAACGCUGUUGCCGUCUUCAGCAAAUCCUACUGUCCAUACUGCAACGCAACCAAGAAGCUCUUGACCGAUUUGAAAGCAAACUUCUACUCUAUCGAGCUGGAUCAAGUUGACGACGGAUCCGCAAUCCAAUCCUACCUCGCCGAGAAGACGGGUCAAACCUCUGUCCCCAACAUCUUCAUCGGUCAGAAACACGUGGGUGGAAACUCGGAUUUGCAGGCGAAGAAUAAGAAGGAUUUGGAGAGUCAGUUGAAGGAGUUGAAUGCUGUUCAGGCUUAGAGGGGCUUGUGGGGAUUUGGUUGAUGGAUGAGAGUGAAAUUAGAAUGCUUGCUUGAAGUGGAUGAAGUACAUGCAUGCUUAUAGGAAGUGCAUAGAAUAGCUCUUUUGCUGGGAUUGGAGUGGAUGAAUAUCAUACAUAAAGAUUGA